GCUGCCAGGAUGUGGUUGACUGACGAUGACAAGAGCCACGUGAAGGCAGUUUGGGGUGAGAUCCAGUCCCACGCCAGGGACAUCGGUGCCGAGCCCAUCACCAGGAGGUUUGCAGCACACCCCACCACUAAGACCUACUUUGUGCACAUCGAUGUGAGCCCUGGCUCCGGCGACAUCAAGGCGUAUGGCAAGAAGGUCACGGCGGCCAUCGGCGAGGCUGUGGCGCACAUCGACAACAUCGCCGGUGCCCUCAACAAGCUCAGCAACCUGCACACCCAGAAGCUGCACGUGGACCCCAUCAACUUCGCGCUGCUGGGCCACUGCAUCCUGGUGGCCAUUGCUGCCAACCACCCGGGGCUCCUAAAGGCCAGCACCCCCGUCUCCAUGGACAAGUUCCUGGGCCGCAUCAGCGCCGUGCUGCUAGGCCCCAAGAAGCCCAAGCCCGCUGCAGAGGAGCCGCCUCGAUGCCGCCCCGCAACCCCGCAACACCACAAUAAACCUGCUCUUGACUCUUCAAAAAAUAAAUAA
Molecule: messenger RNA, 528 nt
Organism: Lacerta agilis (Sand lizard)
Lineage: Eukaryota; Metazoa; Chordata; Lepidosauria; Squamata; Lacertidae
Product: hemoglobin subunit alpha-1-like
Exons: 1
Coding region: 10-528 (172 amino acids)
Biological process (GO): oxygen transport; hydrogen peroxide catabolic process
Cellular component (GO): blood microparticle; haptoglobin-hemoglobin complex; hemoglobin complex
Molecular function (GO): iron ion binding; peroxidase activity; oxygen carrier activity
Source: RefSeq, a predicted model, not a curated record